Cadophora gregata is the source of this 801-nucleotide messenger RNA. RefSeq lists its product as uncharacterized. Bases 1 to 801 code for a protein of 266 amino acids. The transcript has 2 exons. Lineage: Eukaryota; Fungi; Ascomycota; Leotiomycetes; Helotiales; Ploettnerulaceae. The record is from RefSeq and is a predicted model, not a curated record.
AUGGCUUGGUCACUAGUCUGUCCAGCAAGCCGGGGAAUUGGCUUCCACUUGACACGGCAUCUCUUACAAACGACCAAGAUCCCUGUCGUUGCAACAGCUAGGCAAGAUGUCGCGGGAGUGAAGAAGAGCAUUCUUGAAGAUUUAUCGGAUGUUGAUCCCGAGCGACUCCAUGUUUUGGAGGUUGAUGUUACAAACGAAUCUACCAUCCUCCGUGCAGCAGAAGACGCCAAAACCCUCUAUCCCCCGUCAUCUCAUCAUCUCCACCUCGCCUUUUCAAUUCCAGGAAUCCUCUAUCCCGAAAAAUCACCUGCCCAACUUGACCACUCACACCUUACACAAACCUUCGCCAUCAACACCAUCGGACCUCUCCUCCUCGCGAAACACUUCUCGUCGUUUCUCCCCAAGAAAUCCACCCCUCUCUUUUCCGCUUCCGAAUGUGAAGAAUUAGGAAUCCCUCCUCAAGCAGUCUGGCUCAACAUGUCUGCCCGGGUGGGCUCGACGUCCGACAAUGGACUUGGAGGGUGGUAUUCCUACCGAGCGAGCAAGGCGGGUGUAAAUAGUGUGAGUAAGAGCUUGGACUUGUGGCUGAGGGGUAGAAGUGGUGAGAAGGCCAUGGCUAUGGCGUACCAUCCUGGGACGGUGAAGACGGAGCUGAGUAAGGAGUUUUGGUCAGGUGUUAAAGAGGAGAAGCUGUUUAGUCCAGAGUUUGCGGUGGAGAAAAUGGUCGGUGUUGUGAAGAGUCUGGGGGUUGAGGGUAGGGGAAAAUGUUGGGAUUGGAAGGGGACGGAGAUUCUACCUUGA